GAGAAGGAGGAGGGAAUAUGUGGUAGGGUGGAAAGCGGGAAGGGGGUCCAGGGAAGGAAAGGGUCUCUGUUCCGUGAGAAUCUGGGAUUUUCAAAUUCAAGGGGCGUGCUCCAUCUAUUCCUCAUUCCGCCCCCUAUCCAGGCCCAGGUCCCCCUUUCCCGUAGUCCUUUCUCUGUGGAUCGCCGUUCCCACCGCCCGCCUACCCUAACCCUUCCCUUGCCCAGAGAUGAAGCCGAGGGAGCGGUCCCCUCCGCAGCAGCGAAGCUGGGGAGACUACGGCAGCAGCAACAGCAGCAGCGGGGGUGGCCUGUCUUUGGGCAUGCGCACCAGCACUGCGGCUGCGGGCCGGGAGGUGGUGGUGGGCCGGGGGCAGACCUCGGAAGACCCCCGCCCCUCCCUCCUCUAUGUAUGCCUUUUACUCGCUCCUGGUCUAUAUCUUUUACACCCUCUUUCGAAGGGAUGGGGAGGGAGCGGCUGCAGCAGCUCACAACGGGAACCCCUCGCAGGGUACUGGCUCCCUCCCCAGAAGAAACCGCCGCCACCGCCGCCACCCACAGCAAGAUCUUUGGACUGAGCUCAAUGGUCUAGACAGCUCCUCAGAUCCAGACUCUGAGAAUGACAGGGAUGGGAAACAGGAAGCAACAGCUGAGGGAGCUGCAGGCAGCUCCCCAGAGGUCUCUCUGGAAGAAGCCAUCACCCAUCUGGCUGAGUUCCUGUCUCUCCAGCUGGGAACAGGUGAAGGCUGGACAAGGUCCCUGGACCCAGACAAGGCUCCCCUGCUACUGACACUGACUGGGCAGCUCCUGGCAGUGGUAGCCUGGCUGCAAGGGCCAGGUGAGAAUCGACCACCAAGGCUCCAGCAUGGCCUCCAACAUCGACUUUGUGGAUCCCAGCAGACUGGGGCUCCAGCCCCUGCUACAACUUCAGCUUCAUCUUCAGGAGGGCAACCCUUAGCCCCAGAAGGCCCAAGGGUAACCAUGAGGGGUGAGCCUAAGGGACAACCCCAGCAGAGGGAAGAGGAACAUAGAGACUGGCAAUGGCUGGAGGGGACCACCUUGGGACAGAUAGAGGAAAUGAAGCAACAGCUAGAGCAACAGGAAGAGGAGCUGGGUCGACUUCGGCUGGGAGUGGGGAUCACAGACUCUGAGAAGCGGAUUCAGCACCUGACCCUGGAGAAUGAGGCCCUGAAACAGAGCCUGAGCCUUACCAGGGACCUGCUGCUCCAGUGGGGGCCUGGGCCCCUUGUUCGGACUCCCUCCCCUGCUCAGGAGGAGGCAGAAGUCCUCAUGGAGCUUAGGAGCCGGCUCAGAGAAACUGAAGAGGCAACCGAAACCCUCAGGACCCAGCUGGGGGUACAGGAAGGGCAGCUUUGGGAGCUCCAGGGAACCCUUCGAGAGCUGCAGGUCGAGGCAGCUGCCCAGGAGUCUGAACGAAGGAACAAGAGGGAGCUGAGGCAGAUCCUGAGCCAACUGGCAGGACUUCGAGGGCACAUAGUUGCCUUGCGCCAAGGCUGCGGGGACCUUCGUGGGCUGGUCAUUGCCUUCACCCAGAACUACCAGGGGGCUCUGAAAGAAGCCCAAGGACAGGUGUGCUGGGCCUUGGGGGAGCUAUCAGCCAGUCACUGGGGAAGGAGAGUCUCUGAAAAUCGGAAGAAACCUAGAAGAGCCUAUCAUGGCAGGCUGUUGGAGCUCAGAGGGAACAUCAGAGUGCUGUGCAGGCUGAAGCCAGGGAGCCCUGGGAACCUGCUGAAUGUGAACCCAGGUCCCGGGGGCACAAUCACUGCCAACUACCGAGGGCGCCAGCGUCACUUCCGCCUAGACCGUGUAUUCGCACCUGAUGCCACCCAAGAAGAGGUGUUUAGGGAGUUAGAACCUGCUGUGCUGUCCUGCCUCCAAGGUUAUAGUGUCUGCAUCUUCACCUAUGGCCAAACUGGGACAGGCAAGACCUACAGCAUGGAGGGUCCAACUGAGGAUCCUGGCAUCGCCCCAAGAGCCCUGCAGUCGCUCUUCCGGGAGAUGGGGGCACAGGGAGGGCCAAGACAGCACCGUGUGACAGUCAGCAUGGUGGAGAUCUACAAUGAGGCUGUGAGAGAUCUCCUGGCCUCAGGACCCCCUGAGCGCCUCACAGUGCGUCAGGGACCAGAAGGCUGUGGGGGAAUCCAUGUGCCUGGUCUCACCUGCUGGGACGUGUCUGAUCUAAGGGCUCUACACAAGAUGCUGAAUCUGGGGAGGAGAAACCGAGCCACAGCUGCCACCCACAUGAAUGAGCACAGCUCGCGUUCCCACGCCCUGGUCACCCUGACGCUGACCACUGCCCCGCCUCCUCACGGCCCAGGAACUGCAGGAACGCUGCACCUGGUGGAUCUGGCAGGCUCUGAGCGGGUGUGGAAGGCGGUGAUGACCGAGUCGGGCGGCCGGGCUGGGGUCCGGGGCCGGAGACUUCGGGAAGCACAGACCAUCAACCGCUCGCUGCUGGCCCUGGGGGGCGUGAUGGCGGCCCUCCGGGCCCGCCAGCCCCACGUCCCCUUUCGAGACUCCCAGCUCACCCGGCUGCUGCAACCCGCCCUGGGCCCAGGAGCCACAGCCGUAAUGUUGGUGCAGAUUUCAUCACGCCCCGAGGACGUGGGGGAGACGGUGUGCUCCCUGAAAUUCGCUGAACGCGUGAGCCAAGUGGAGUUGGGACCCGCCCGGCGACACAGGACCCCAACUUCUGGGACUCCUACGUCGUCCAGCGCCGGAGACACCCCUUUUUUGGGAACACCUACCACACCUAGCUCGGAGGGGAUCUCUCCUCAAGCAGAGCAGCCCUCUCCCUCAGGGGGCCUUCCUCCUCCAUAAUCCCACCCUGUGUCCUUCCAGCCCAAGUUUAGGAUUAGGGGAACCCCUCAACGGGCUGGGGUUGAAAGUUGUACCGUUUUCAAUAUACAGAAAUAAAAAAGGGCUGCCCUCACAUGCCGAAGUAUUCCUGGAGACUAAGGACUUCCCAUUUCCAAGCUCUUACCCAUUCUCUGGAUUGGAGCAAGGCUCCCAUAGAUCCCAACCCUGCCAUCUUCUCUUCCCCCCAUCUUAUCAAAUCCUUCCUCUUAUCAGCCGCUCUCAGCAGGGUGCCCAGACCCCACAGGAAAGGGGGAGGGGAGACCUCAGCUGUGACCACCCACCCCCAAUCACAGACUUUGGAUUUAAAGUGUCUCAGUUCUUUAUUGCCUCUAUCCCUGUGUGCCCUGACCCCCCCCCCCCCCCCACAAGCCCUGAGGCUCUGGAGCAACCAGCUCAUAUCCCUUUUCUCUACCCCAGCCCCCCACAACAAAGGUGCUAGUUCCUCCCCUCCCCAAGCCUAAGGGAGGGGCCAUGGGCAGCGUCCCAGCCUCUUCUUUCAGCCAAGAGAUAGUAUAAACUGGAGAAUGGACAGGACCUGAUGGAUGGAGGGGGAAAGCAUGAUAGGAAAGGGUGUGAUGGAGAUGUUAGGGGGUGAGAAUAGUGGAAAGAAUGAAGGGUCCUGUCAGGAAAAUGGAGUUGGGGGGUGUCUCAGUUUUGGCUCUUAAUUCAUUGAAUGACCUGAGUAGUUCCUUCCCCUCGAUGAACUUGUUUUCUCUCUCUGCAAAAUUAGGGGGUUAAACUUGUGGUCUCAAAGGUCCUUCCCAGUUCUAAGAUUCUGUGACAAAGGGACUAUCCUCAGGGCUCCAAACAGGAUCCAACUACAAAGUGAGUCUCUUCCUCACUGUCUCUCUCCCUCUGGGAAGCCAUGGCAGUAUCUUUCCACAAGCGAAGUGGUUCUAAUAAAAAUUUUCAAAAUA
Molecule: messenger RNA, 3793 nt
Organism: Sarcophilus harrisii (Tasmanian devil)
Lineage: Eukaryota; Metazoa; Chordata; Mammalia; Dasyuromorphia; Dasyuridae
Gene: KIFC2
Product: kinesin family member C2
Exons: 18
Coding region: 405-2837 (810 amino acids)
Biological process (GO): microtubule-based movement
Molecular function (GO): microtubule motor activity; microtubule binding; ATP binding
Source: RefSeq, a predicted model, not a curated record